CGCGAAACUAAAGGGUGAAGGGCUCAAGGUUGAUCGAGCCAUAUUGGCGCUUAAUGACGUCGCUGCCCUUCACCUCGGCGCGUCCACUCAUGUCGACGCGUUGAAGGCUUGCAGCGAGCACCAAACGACUCGAACCUCAGCAACAAAUCAUCGCCUGCUAUCGCACAUUUGUCGCAUUACAUCGUCGCACCCGUAGGACAUCAUAAUGCCCGAGAUCGGCGAAGUCGCCCGGGUAGUACACUACCUCCGCAAACACCUCGUCGGCCGCACUAUCAACACCUGCGAAGCCUUCGCCGACGACAUCGUUUACGGUAAAGUCGGUUGCAGCGCCGACGCCUUCCAACAACAUGCGACCGGCCGCCGCGUCACUGGUGCAGACCAGCAAGGCAAAUACUUCUACAUGACCUUUGAUAAGCCUCCGCAUGCCGUGAUGCACUUUGGCAUGACUGGCUGGAUGAAGUUCGACGCGGAGGAAACGGCGUACUAUAAGCAGGCGAAGGAGAAAGAGAAGGGUGCAGAGGUGGAGUGGCCGCCGAAGUAUGCGAAGUUUGUGUUGAAAUGUGAGGAGGAGACUGUGGACGGGAGAAAGAGAGACCCAUUGCAAGCAGCAUUUGUAGAUGCGAGACGCUUGGCACGGAUACGAUUGGUGGAUUGUGAGGCCGAGAAGAUUCGGGAGGAGAGUCCGCUGAAGGAGAACGGACCGGACCCGGUUAGGGAUAAAGAUAUCGUGACCGUGGAGUGGUUGACGGAGCUUUUGCGGAGGAAGAAAGUGCCCGUGAAGGCAUUGCUGCUAGAUCAAGCUAAUUUGUCCGGUGUGGGCAACUGGGUUGCGGAUGAGGUUCUGUAUCAAGCACGCAUUCAUCCGGAGCAGUACAGCAACACUUUUGACGAUGAGCAAAUCAAGCGGUUGCAUGAUGCGCUGAUAGGCGUCUGCACGUUGGCGGUUGAGACGCUCGCGGACUCGAAGCAGUUUCCGGAGACUUGGCUGAUGAAGUACCGAUGGGACAAGGGAAAGAAGGAUGCGAAUGUCCUGCCAAAUGGUGAGAAGAUUGUCCAUCUAAAAGUCGGAGGGAGGACGUCAGCUAUCGUGCCGAGUGUGCAGAAGAAGACUGCCGCAGUGGCUGGGGAUGUGGAUCCUGCUGAUUUGGAGGAUGGAGAGGAGAAGCCAGCGAGGGGCCGAAAGCGGAAGGCGAAAGCUGUGGAGGAUGACGAAGCCGCAGAGGAUGAGGUGGAGGUCGAAGCGACUGCCAAACGUGGACGAGGUGCCAAACAAAGCAAGGCCAAGGCUGUAGAGGCGAGCGAGCCGGCAGCGAAGAAAGCCGGUCGAGGCAGAAAGCAGGCAGCGAAGACCGACGAUGGGGAGGAUGAUGAGUUAGAAGUCCAGGCCAACGGUGGCGCUGAGGACAUUAAUGACGUCAAGCCGAAAGGUACUCCGAAGACAUCGAAGAAGACAGGUACGACGCCGAAGAAGGCUCACGAGAAGAGUCAGGAGGCUGCGAAGAAGACACCCUCGAGGGCCGAUCAGCCUUCGACGGCAGGCUCUCGAAGAUCGGCGAGAACGAAGGCCAAGUGAUGGUGCCGUAUGGAUAAUGCAUGGCCGGUGUUGUAACGGUGUUAUUGUGUAGGAUAGUGUAUGCUUGUUGACCGUAUAUCAUGUGUAUGUGAAGCACUGCUGAAAUCUUGGC
Molecule: messenger RNA, 1685 nt
Organism: Baudoinia panamericana UAMH 10762
Lineage: Eukaryota; Fungi; Ascomycota; Dothideomycetes; Mycosphaerellales; Teratosphaeriaceae
Exons: 2
Coding region: 206-1573 (455 amino acids)
Biological process (GO): base-excision repair
Cellular component (GO): nucleus
Molecular function (GO): damaged DNA binding; DNA-(apurinic or apyrimidinic site) endonuclease activity; DNA N-glycosylase activity
Source: RefSeq, a predicted model, not a curated record